CCUCGGCUCUACGCCCCGGGCAAACGCAGGAUGUCCCUGGGAAGCUCCGAGUGGGGCGGGCCGGGUGUCUGGCGCCGAGCGCGCUGGAGGAGGCUCUGGGGGCGGGCCCGCCGGCGGGGCUGCCCUCUCCGCAGUGACGUCCCCGGGGGCGGAGGGGCGACAGGCUGGCUCCUCGCCCUCCCCGCCUCCUCCGGGUGCCGGGUCCGUCGGUGCUGGGGAGAUGCUGCAGCCGCCCGCCGUUGGCAUUGCGGAGCGCGCCGCUGCGGGUCUGCCCGCUCCACCGCCGUAGCGCCCCGGGGUCCGAAGGCGCACCCGAGCCGGGCCAUGCCGCGGGGAGCGGCGCCGCGGGCCGUGCUGCUGGCCGUGCUGCUGGCGGGGCUCCUGGGGGCGACGGGUCGCCUGCUCAGCGGUCAGCCAGUCUGCCGGUUAGGAACCCAGAAGCCUUGUUAUGAAGUCAUUUACUUCCGUGAUGCUUCUCAAAGACUGAACUUUGAGGAAGCCAGAGCAGCCUGCAGGAGGAAUGGGGGCCAGCUAGUCAGCAUUGAGUCUGAAGAUGAACAGAGACUGAUAGAAAAGUUCAUUGAAAACCUCCUGGCUUCUGAUGGCGAUUUCUGGAUUGGACUCAGGAGGCGUGAGGACAAACAAAGCAAUGGCACAGCCUGCCAGGACCUUUAUGCCUGGAUCGAUGGAAGCAGAGCAGCAUUUAGGAACUGGUAUGUGGAUGAGCCUUCCUGUGGCAGCGAGGUCUGCGUGGUCAUGUACCAUCAGCCGUCGGCCCCCGCCGGCAUCGGGGGCCCUUACAUGUUCCAGUGGAAUGACGACCGAUGUACCAUGAAGAACAAUUUCAUCUGCAAAUAUUCUGAUGAGAAACCAACAGUUCCUUCUACAAGGACUGGAGGUGAAGAGACAGAGCCAGCAACACCCGUACUUCCAGAAGACACAGAGAAAGAAGAUGCCACAGAAACGCUGAAAGAAAGCAAAGAAGCUGCCUUGAAUCUUGCCUACAUCCUAAUCCCCAGCAUUCUCCUUCUCCUCCUUGUGGUCACCACAGGUGUAUGUUGGGUUUGGAUCUGUAGAAGGAGGAAACGGGGGCAGCCGGACCCCAGCACUAAGGAGCAGCGCCCCACCUGGCCGGCUUCUCAGCCCGGGAUCAGCCCGGACCUGGAGGUUUACAACGUCAUACGAAAGCAGAGCGAAGCUGAUCUGGCCGAGACCCGCCCGGACCUAAAGAACAUCUCGUUCCGGGCGCGCUCGGGAGAGGCCACGCCCGACGCCGUGUCCUGUGACUAUGAAAACGUGGCCGUGAACCCGUCUGAAAGCGGGUUCGUGACGCUGGGGAGCUUGGAGAGUGGCUUCAUCACCAACGACGUUUACGAGUUCUCCCCGGGCCGAGCGGGGAGGAGCAAGGAGUCCGGAUGGGUGGAAAAUGAAAUAUAUGGUUAUUAGGAGGCUCGAAGGAACCCUGAACUGACAAGAAUGGGAGGGGAGAGAGAAGCAAUUUUCCUAUAAGGGAAACACUCGGAAGGUCUCUGAAAGGGCUCGGAUCACAUCCUGGGGGUGAGCAUGAGACGGUUUGAGCCCCCACUGGAGCCCUGGUUUGGGCUGUGUCACUUAACCCAGCCGCUCGCAGGGCUGGAACCUCUAAGAAGCACCGUGCCCAGGGGCGGGCACGUGGUAGAAAAUAAAUACCUGAUUGUUAUAACUGA
Cervus elaphus (red deer) is the source of this 1706-nucleotide messenger RNA. RefSeq names its product layilin (gene LAYN). The record is from RefSeq and is a predicted model, not a curated record. The transcript has 7 exons. Gene Ontology annotation, molecular function: hyaluronic acid binding. Bases 31 to 1446 code for a protein of 471 amino acids. NCBI's taxonomy places the organism in Eukaryota, Metazoa, Chordata, Mammalia, Artiodactyla, Cervidae.